Molecule: messenger RNA, 854 nt
Organism: Cuscuta epithymum
Lineage: Eukaryota; Viridiplantae; Streptophyta; Magnoliopsida; Solanales; Convolvulaceae
Source: the annotation of a GenBank genome assembly
AAAACUUUCUCUAUCGCAAUUUUCAUUGUAGGAUCCUGAUCAGUGAUUAUGCAUAUAGGUUGUUUCCCUCCCACUGCUUCUAGAAACCUCUCAAAUAGCCACACAAAACUCUCAGCUUUCUCAUUAGACAAGAAUGCAGCUCCAAAAGUAAUAGCUUGCAUGUGAUGGUUUAAUCCAGUGAAAGGUGCGAAAAUCAAGGAACACUUAUUUGUGUCAUAUGUAGUAUCAAAUGACACAGCAUCACCGAAUAACAUCCCCCGAUCUACUACGCUCUACAUUUCCUUCACGACUGCAGAUUCUUCAACGGCAGUUUUCCUUGUUAAUGUUUAGCCACCGACCAAUAAUCGAUGGAGGGACUGGAACAAUGGCUGGCUUCCAGGUGAGCGAAGGUUUCAGACAUGGAAGGCUUUCUUCUCAGCUGGCCAGGCGCGGCUGUCUACAGCGCAACACCGAAGAUUCACAAUCAGGAAAGACUUUCCAGGACGGCGUCACCUCAGGUCGCAACUCGUGCUCGAGGCCAGGUCCGCUGCUAUGGAUUCCAGCCUCCCAACCAGCAUCUGGAGUUUUCAGCCAUAGGGGAUAAAUUUGGCGGCGCUCGUCGGCAAUGGAGAAAUCUGGCUACAACUUUCACUUACCUUUCUUUAUUCAAUUACACAAUAUAUUGAGGUGAAAUUUCUUUGCCAUAUACUGUGAAUAUGUGAUUGUAUUUUAGUGUUGUAGUUCUGCCGUUAGUGAUUUAGUGGAAUUUGAUAAACUCAAUUUUAUAGUUACCAUUUUCCAAGCCUUCAAUAUUAGUUGUCCUAAUAUGGGGGAUUUAAGUGUUAAUUUUUUUAACAGUAAGCCUAAAAGUUUUC